Molecule: messenger RNA, 753 nt
Organism: Eimeria necatrix
Lineage: Eukaryota; Apicomplexa; Conoidasida; Eucoccidiorida; Eimeriidae
Exons: 1
Source: RefSeq, a predicted model, not a curated record
GGCUUUGCCGAUGCCAAUUUGAGUUGCUUCUUCACCUUGGUUUUGAAUGUAAAAAGAAAAACGACCUGCAGCAGCAGCAGCAGCGCAGCAGCAGCAGCAGCAGCGCAGCAGCAGCAGCAGCAGCGCAGCAGCAGCAGACACGAGCAAGUGAAGGAAAAAACCAACUCAUCAGCUAGUAGCAGCAGCAGCUGUAACAGCAGCAGCAGCAGCAGCAGCAGGGGCGCUACACGCCAACCUCUUCAGCAGCAGCAGAACAGGGGCAGCAGAGUAGCAGCCGCAGCAAAACAGCAGCAGCAGCAACAGCAGCCCAACAGCAGCAGCACAAAAGCAACACUCCUGCAACAGCAGCAGCACAGCAGCAGCACCCCAGCAGCAGCAGCCCAACUGCAACAGCAGCACACAACCAACAGCAGCACAACAGUAACAGCAGCGCAACAUCAUAAUCAGCAGCAGCAGCAGCAGCAGCAGCAGCAGCAGCAGCAGCAGCAGCAGCAGCAGCAUCGCAGCAGCAGCAGCAGCAUCGCAGCAGCAGCAGCAGCAUCGCAGCAGCAGCAGCAGCAUCGCAGCAGCAGCAGCACCAGCAACAUCAUCAUAAUCAGCAGCAGCAGCAGCAGCAGCAUCGCAGCAGCAGCAGCAGCAGCAGCAGCAGCAGCAGCAGCGCAGCAGCAGCAGCAGCAGCAGACCUUGGCGCUGGACGCUGUAGAGCAUGUUGUCCCAGACGGAGAGGCGGACCAUGAGCUGGUAGAGGUUUAG